AUGACAGUUGAUAAUUCACAAAUACCAAAUUUAAACCAACCAGAAUCAUUUGCAGAUUUAUGGGAUGGUUAUGAAAAUGUAUCAAAAGCAACAGAAAAAGGUGUAUUAUUAUUAAAAGAUAUAACGAAAUUUUUUAAGAAAAGAAUACAAUCAGAGGAUGAAUAUAGUAAAACUUUAUCAAAGUUAGUAUUAAAAUUUGAACCUAUGGCACCUGAUGGAUAUAUUGGACCACGUUUAAAGAAUACAUGGGAUCAAAUUAAAUUGGAGACAUUGACACAUUCGAAUCAUCAUGAGAAUAUAUGUAAUAAUAUAUCGACACAUAUAAUUGAACCGAUUGAAGGGUUAAUAGUUGAUUUGGAACAAAAGAUGAAAUCCAUUCAUGUGGAUGCCGAGAAAUCCUUUAUACACUAUCAAGAGUCAGUGGCGAAAUUGAAAAAAGCCAAACAAAACUAUGAUAGAUUAUGUAAGGAUUCAUUCGAAAUCACAGGAGUUAGUAAAGGUGAGACACAGAAAGUACAAAAACGUGCCAUCAAAGCGGCCCAAGAUGUGAUCAAAGCCGACAAAGACUACAGAGCACAAAUCAACGAGACAAACACAUCACAGAAACAGUUUCUCACCGAACUAAUACCAAAGAUAAUGAACGAUUUACAACGUUUGGAGAUGGUGCGUAUUCAUAUGGUGAAGAGUUACUUUCAUCGUUAUUUCAAAUCAAUGGAAUCAACACCACAGAAAUUCAAUACAGAGACUGAGAAUCUACUAAAUCUCAUCAACUCUAUCAAUAAUGAAGAUGAAAUUCAAGAUUUCGUUAGAAAAUCUAAAACCACACAUAAAUAUCCAAAACCAUUCGAAUAUGAACCUUACUUGGAUAGAUUCACCACACCUCCACCCCCACCACCACCACAAAUCUCUUCACCACAAUUACUAUCACCACGUGGUGAUAUCUCAAUUCAACAUUCAUCAUCAUCAAAUAGUUUACCAAUUUUUCCAACUCAACAUCAACUUUUAUCAAAUAAAGAAAAAGCCGAUAAUAAUAUAACAAAUUCAUUAUCAUUAUCAUCUGAUAGUUUACAAACAAAUUUAAAUAAUGGCAACAAUGGUGGUAACGGCAACAAUGGUAGUAAUACACCAACUAAAGAAAAGAAACCAAGUAGUUGGGGAUUAAAAAGAUUUAGUACAUCAGUUAGUAGUACAUCAGAUAGGAAGUUAUUGAAUAAACAAAUUCAAUCUAUUGGAUUAGCACAUAAUGGUGGUAAUAUAUUCAAUUGUAAGAUAGAGGAUAUUAUGGUAGCACAAAAGAAAAAGUAUCCAUAUUUAGAGAUACCUUUUAUAGUUGUAUUUUUAAAACAUAAAUUGGUUGCAUUGGAUGUAUUUAAGACUCAGGGUAUUUUCAGAGUACCUGGUAAUGUCGUGGAUAUCAAUUCAUUGAAGAAACGAUUCGAUGAGGGUAAUUAUGAAGUUGCCCCAACUGAAAAUGUUUAUACAAUUGCAUCACUUUUAAAACUUUGGUUAAGAGAGAUCACUGAACCACUAUUCCCAUUGACUGUCUAUGAUCAGUGUAUUGAAAAUAGUAAUAAGAGAGAAAAGAUCUUUGAAAUCAUCUCAAGUUUACCAAUACUAAAUCAAAAAACAAUUAGUUACAUCAUAGAGUUACUUCAAGAAUGUGGUAAAUCUGUUAAUGUUGAACAUAAUAAAAUGAAUUUCCCAAAUUUAGCAAUGGUUUUCUCACCUUGUUUCUUACGUUGUUCUCAUACUGAUCCAAAUAUUCUAUUAGGUAAUAUCUUUAAAGAGAAAGAAUUUGUUCAAAAUAUAAUUGAACAUUUUAAACCAUUACAAGUUAAUGAUUCUUUAGAAGGUCCACCUUCUUCUUCCUCUUCCUCUUCAACCUCAAUUAAUCAAUCAUCAAUUGAAUCACCACCAACUUCACCACUUAGAUCUUCAACAAAUUCUAAUGCCAAUAAAUCUUCAACACCAAUUAAACCAUCAUCACCAUCACAACAACAACAACAACAACAACAACAACAACAAUCAUCAACACCAUCAACACCAUUAUCAUCUACUACCAAUACAAAUGUAAAACAUAAUAUAUUAUCACCAAUUGUUGAACAACAAUCACCAAAUAAUGGUAAACAACCAAUUGCUCUUACUCAAACUUAUAGUCAUUUAAAUAUUGGUAGUGUUCCAUUAAUUAUUAAUACUGUAAAUAAUAAUAAUCAAAAUCAAAAUCAAAAUCAAAAUCAAAAUCAAAAUCAAGAUCAAAAUCAAAAUCAAUCAAAACAACCAAUACAAUCAUCAAAUCAAACUCAACAACAAGUAUCAGCACCAGCAACACCACAUACAGUUGCAGUUAAUCCAAAGAUUAAUCAAAUUAAAGCAGAGACUAUUACAACACCACAGAAAUCAAUUGGUGAUGGUAAUGGAUUGAUUGGACAAUCACCAUCAGCACAUUUAAUGUCACCAUCAGAGGUUAAACGUAGAUCAAAUGCAAUUUAUUUAGAGGAUCAAGAACGUUGUAAACAAAGAAUCGAUGAAUUACAUACUCAAGUAAAUGAGCUAUAUUCAGAUAUUACAACCAUUGAAACUACAACCUACUUUGCUAUGCAAUCAUCAUUGUUGAUUACAAAGUUAACCAAAUCAUUAGAAUCAUUCCUAACUAUUGACAUGUGGAAUUUAACUUUACAAGAUAUUAAAGAAGCAAUUGAAAAGAACAAAUUCGUAUCACCACCACCAAUCAAUUUCAAAAUUCCUUCAAAAAUGCCAAAACUAUCGCCAAUUGAAUUGGUGCAAAAUGAACAAUCAUCGGAAUUGCUACGUUCUUGGCUAUCAAAUGUAACCUUGACAGUGAAUCGUAUCAAUGAGUACCUUUGCUAUCUUGGUGGUGUCGUAAUUCGUAUUCAUUCACCUGAUACUCUAUUUGCAAUUAGUAAUCUUUUCACCGAUUACGACUUAUCACCACAACAAAAUCCAAAAUUUGUUUCAUUAACACUUGAACAAUCUACAAUUUUCAUUCAAAAAACUUUAGCACUCUUAGAACCAUUAAAUCCAUUCACUUCUGAUGAAUUAAAUAUUAAUGUAAAAGUACAAGAUACCAUCACUCCUGCUUCUUUCUCACCUGCUCUAAUCUCUGAUCCUGAUUGUAAUAGUCCACCAACAAUCUCAAAUACUACAAAUAGAUUAUUAAAUACAAGUGGUAGUACUGAUUUUUCAACAACUCCAUUAUCAUCAUCACCAAGUACUUCCUCGACUUCAUUAUCAACAAAUAAUAAUAAUAAUAAUAAUGGUAAUAGAAAUUUAGAUAUUAAUAAUAGUCCAACAAUUGUAAUUACAAAUUCUUCUUUAAAUAAGAGUGCAUUAUCAACAAAUAAUAAUAAUAAUAAUAAUAAUAAUAAUAAUAAUAAUCCAACAACUAAAUUAUCAUCAUCAACUUCUUCAACUUCAACUACUACUACUACAAAUACAAAUACAAAUACAACAACAAAUGAAAAAAUUGCACAUGCAAUUAUAUCACCAUCAAGUAGUACAACAUCAUUUAAAUUUGAUGAUGAUGAAGAUGAAGAUGAAGAUUUAUUAGAGAUUAAUAAUAAGUUACAUAGUCAAUUAACAGAAGAAUUAAAAAAGAAACAACAACAAUAUAAACAACUUAUAUUCGAUAUUAUUGAUAUGAUUAAAGAUAAAAAGAAAUUAAUGAAUUCAUUAGAUUUAACAAAUUCAGACUCUCAAUUAGAUAUUAAAUCAAUUGCAAAAUUAUCAUUAUCCUUAAAGAGAGCUUUAGAUAAUUUCACUUCAGAAAGUGGUUUCGAUAUUGAAGAUGAACAAGAUCCAAUCAUCAAUAAAGAGAAUGAUUCAUUUGUAAACUUAAAAAUUAUGACCUCUCAUUUCAUUAGUCGUAUCGUUUUAAUCUUAACUACAAUCUUAUCAAUUUCAAAUGAAUUCAAUUCAACACUUUACCAAUUAUUAUUACCAUUUAAUGAAAAUAAUAAUAAUAAUAAUGAAAAUAAUAAUAUCAAUAAUCAAUAA
Messenger RNA from Dictyostelium discoideum AX4, 4014 nucleotides. It is a transcript of the gene mgp3, whose product is annotated as RhoGAP domain-containing protein. The record is from RefSeq and is a predicted model, not a curated record. Bases 1 to 4014 code for a protein of 1337 amino acids. The transcript has 2 exons. NCBI's taxonomy places the organism in Eukaryota, Evosea, Eumycetozoa, Dictyosteliales, Dictyosteliaceae. Gene Ontology annotation, cellular component: cytoplasm; contractile vacuole. Gene Ontology annotation, biological process: taxis; vesicle organization; signal transduction.